AUGAUCACUGCUGCAACUCCAUACCAGCCAGCUACACAUGGGGCUGGGUCAGUCCAUACUUAACCUUGUUGUACCAGGAUCUGGUGCCAGACCAUAGGAGCUCUACAUGUCAGUUGUGAACGUGGGUGGUAGUAUGACGUCAACUCUAGUCGAAACUGUGUCUAUAAACUAUGAGGACUUCAACGAUAGUUUUCUCACUUGUGGGACGUGUCUGUGUAUGUACGACAACCAAGAGCAUACUCCCAAGCUGCUUCCCUGCUCUCACACUGUCUGCAAGAAUUGUUUGUUUAGGAUCUGUGAAGCCCAGACAUUAGAUACAGGAACAUUUAGGUGCCCAAUAUGUCGUGAGACAAUCCCAAUUCCUCGCGGAGGAGUUGGAUCGUUCCCACCAAGUUUUAUUGUGAAUCAGCUACUCGAUCUCAUGGCUAGUCAACGACGGGAUGUUAUCCCGAAGUGUUCUGUGCAUAACGAACAGGAACUAUUAUUUUGUGAGACUUGCGAUAAAGUAUUCUGUAAUGUAUGCUCUGGUGGUGAGCAUAAUGGACGUGGUGCUAGCGAGCACACUGUCAUCCCGUUUUCUAUUGCCAUCAAGCGCAUGUCUGAAAUCCUCCUCUAUAAAGCCAGCCUCUGUAUCAAAAACCUCAACAGUGCCAGUGAUAAUGUGAAUGAUGAACUACGCAAACUUGAAUACAACGUCGAAAAAACCCUAGACACAGCAAACCGAUCAUUCGAAGAACUCAUCUCGAUGAUGCAGAACAGACGUCACGAUGUUCUCCAACGUAUACGUAAAGUUCGCGAUGAAAAACGUAAGGGAUUGAUGGAACAGUUAAACAUGAUUCAAGCAGAGAAAACUAAAGUGCAGAGUGAGUGCAAUGGACUUCAGUACCAAGUAGAGGUUCGCAAUAUUACAAAGAAGAUAAGUGAUCUCAAUGAGAAACUGGACAGCACUAGUACAUUAGGUGAACCACGUGAAAAUGCAUUCAUAAAAUAUGAGUACAAGCACAACACAGCAUUGAAGGAUAUCGUCAAGGGUUUAGGUCAGUACGGUCGUAUCAAAAUCAGCACAACUUUCCCUGCCCUGAGUACUGCUAAGGUUGGGAAGUCUGUGACACAUAUCAAGAACACUGUGCUCGUUAACACAGUCGACCUCCAUGGCAGUCCUCGCACAACGGGAGGAGACCCAGUUGUGUCAAUUCUGAAAACCGAACAAGGCCAGAAUGUAGAGACUAAGAUAAAAGAUAACGAAGAUGGCACAUAUGCAAUCACAUUCACAACUACAACCGCAGGCCGGCAUAAGUUAGUUGUGAGCAUAUUUGAUAGGCCAAUUAAGGAAAGCCCAUUCCUGAUAGAGUCAAGCACCCAUAAUAACCCAGUGUUGAAGUAUGGGACCCGGGGCUCUGGGAGCUGCCACUUCACUCAACCAGUUGGAGUCUGCGUUGAUAAAGAGAACAACAUCUACGUGCUGGACACUGGUAAUAGUCGUAUCAAAGUCCUUAAGGAAGAUGGCACCCUUAUAGGCCACGUCAACAGUGUAGGCUUACAAAACCAAAGUGGGACGGGAAUUGCUAUGACUCCCAGGGAUACCAUAGUCGUUGUCAACUGGCGCACAAAGUUUAUAACAGAGAUGAAUUUAGAUGGAGAAAUGGUGAACAAGUUCACAUCGCCAGAACUGGUUGAACCAAUAGAUGUCGCUGUGAACAGUGCUGGGGAGAUAAUCAUUGCAGACAAUGGUGCUGGUCGUUUGUUCAUGUUUGAUAGUGAAGGGAGAAUGAUUAACAAGAUAGCAAGCAAGGGAGAUAAACAAGGACAGCUUAAAUUGAUCACUUCAGUCACGAUUGGCAAACACGAUGAAAUCUUAGUCACCGAUCAUCGAAUUCAGAUCUUCAACAAAACAGGAAAAUUCCUCCAAGAAAUAGUCAAUGAGAGUAAAACCAAAGUCAAGGGCCAAUAUGGGGGAGUUACUGUAGAUUCAAGCGGCUAUAUCCUUGCAACGCAGUCGGAAAAGGGUAAAAGUGUAAUCCAGGUUUUUUCACCCAAUAGGAAGUUGUUGUUUGCAAUAGACAGUAUAGAUGAUAAGCUGCGUCGUCCUAGUGGACUAGCUUGCACCAGUGACCACCAUGUAGUCGUGGUUGAUCUAGGCAAUGAUUGUAUAAAGAAAUUCAGAUAUCGUUAGUUAGUCUUUAAGAUUGACAUAUAAGACACAGCCCUUGAAAUCUGGACCUGGCUUAUUAACAACUGCUUUAUUAAAAGCCUUACAGUUUAGAUUUAGAAAUUGAUGAUAUAACAAAGGGAUUUUUAUUUACAUCAAUUUUGAAGCAUGAAAGUUGAAUAUAAUUCUUG
Messenger RNA from Owenia fusiformis, 2340 nucleotides. The record is from the annotation of a GenBank genome assembly. NCBI's taxonomy places the organism in Eukaryota, Metazoa, Annelida, Polychaeta, Sabellida, Oweniidae.